This is a messenger RNA of Chrysemys picta bellii (western painted turtle), 2480 nucleotides long. The record is from RefSeq and is a predicted model, not a curated record. NCBI's taxonomy places the organism in Eukaryota, Metazoa, Chordata, Testudines, Emydidae.
GAUUGGCUGAACAAGAAGUAGGACUGAGUGGACUUGAAGGCACUAAAGUUUUACAUUGUUUUGUUUUUGAGUGCAGUUAUGAAUAAAAUGAAUAAAACAAAAACAAAAACCCCAAAACCCACAUCUUAUUUUUUGGGAACUUCAAGGAAAUUCCAUAUUUCAAGAAAAUCAAAGAAAAAGCUCAGAAAAACUAGAAUAGACUGGAAGACCUAAUUAUGACCACACACUCCCAUGUCAAUUCUGUAAGAUCAUGUGAAAUACAUUCUCCGGUCUUACAGAUGAUUUAAGUAAAUGGCUUCUUUUUAGUGGCAUUCCAGACUAAAAGAAAGUGGGAGUUGUGGGUUCUGAGACCCUGGAGUUAAAAUUGUCAUUUGGGGUCUGAAAUCACAGUUGCCAACUUUCAUGUAGUAAAUAAGCACCCCAACUUUCACAAUAAGCCAAAAAUUAAGCCAAUCCAAUUUUAAAACAAGCCAAUCCCUAAAAACCCCAACAUUCUAUGUGACUAGAUCCCCCCGGCAUGCAGUCUGGGACUGUGAUGGGCCUGCUGUGCAACCCUGACUCCCACUCCACCCCCUUGCUCCUUCUUGCCCCCAUAUGCCGGGAGCCAAUAAAAAAAAGAAGCAACAAGCUACAAGACGAACAAGCAAUGAGCUACUAGCCAACAAGCAACUCACAAGCCAAUUAAGCCAAAAAACAAGCCCAAUUUCUGCAUUUUUUCCCCACGGGUUUGGCAUGUCUGCCUGAAAUGUCUCUCUUUGAAGUAAACUGCAAAACUCCAAUAGUUUUCAGUGGGCACAGGGUUGAGCCUCAGAGGUGUGCUUAGUGCCAGUUUAUACACAUCAGCAGAUGACACUGGCAUCUUACUCAAAAAUCAAGGGUAAGCAAUGCCUUCCCUAUGGGGAUCUUCCCAAUCCCUAAACCACCCUAGCAGAAAUGUUCCUUUCUACGGUUUAAUCCCAUGCUCCAGCGAUAGGGUUUUAACUGCCAUCUUUAUGUUGAUGACUCUCAGAUCUACUUCACCACCCCUUUUUUUUCCUCUUUCCAUUUUUCCUGUCUUCCUUAAUCACGCUGCUGGUAAAAAAGUUGGAGUGAAAGUGAAAACUACUAUACUAUCAUUUGAAUAGUUUUACUGUUGAGUUAUUUAAUUCAGACAUACUCAGGGAGUUUGGGUCAUAUUACCAUGUUUUUAUUCAGACAUUUUGAAUUCUUUUCACGUUUCUAAGAACUACCCUGUUUGGUAAUCUUUCACUAGUGGUCAAAGGUUGGAAGAGCUUAAAAGAAAAGAAAAAAAACAUAGCAACAUAAAACUCCAAUCAGGUUGCACACCAGCUGUAAAGAAAGUAUUCUCCCCUAUCUAGGAGUGAAUAUGAGUCUUGUCUAUUCAAGUCUGGAUAGCACUUGGCAGCAGUGUGGGCUUGUGUCUUCGAGCAGCAGAAAUAGAGCAGAGAAGAUUCUUGACAUAUGAAUGAAACUGAGUUAACAAUGGAGCCAUCAGAAGAAUUUUUGUUCAAACAUAAAGGUUUUUAUUUCCACCCAGGCCAUGUUACACCUGAAUACAUAGAUUCACUAGAGGAUUUUGAAAUCAGAGACAGUGAUGUAUUUGUUGUUACUUAUCCAAAAUCAGGGAAUGUGUGGAUUCAGAAUAUUUUGAGCUUCAUUUAUCAUGAAGGCCAUCGGGAUGGAACAGAAAAUAUGAAAAUAAUAGCCAGAGUCCCAUGGCUGGAGUAUAACGUACAUAAUAUGGAUUAUGUCCAUCGUCCAUCAUCUCGUCUCUUUACAACUCACCUGCCUUACUAUUUAGUUCCAAGAGAUCUGAGGAACAGGAGAGAAAAAGUUAUUUAUGUAGCCAGAAACCCGAAGGAUGUUGCGGUGUCCUAUUUUCAUUUUUCCAACUUUUCAGUCAUGCUUGAGACAAUACCAGAUUUUAAUAUUUUUCUGGAGAGGUUGUUAGCUGGGAAAGUACUGGCUGGUUCCUGGUUGGAUCACGUCAGAGGCUGGUCCACCCACAGGGAUGACUUCAAUAUUCUCUUCCUCACCUAUGAAGAGAUGAAGAAGGAUCUCAGAGGCACUGUGCUGAAAAUCUGCAAAUUCUUAGGAAAGCAGCUAAAUGAAAAGGAGCUGGACACUGUUGUGGAAAAUGCUACAUUUGAUAAAAUGAAAACUGAUCCCAGAGCAAACUAUGAGUCCAUGCUAGGCAAUCUCCUGGAACGAGGCAAAGGACAUUUUCUUCGGAAAGGCACCAUUGGAGACUGGAAGAACACAAUGACUGUGGCACAGAGCGAAAGGUUUGACAAUGUUUUUAAGGAGAAAACGAAAGACCUGUCUUCCAUGUUCAGCUGGGAUAUAAAUGACGACAUAUAGGCUGGUUUCCAGUUGGAAAGAGGUGAAAGUGCGCUAAAGAAAAUGAAAAUACGUUUUUGUCUCCAGUGGUCAUAAAAAUCCAUCAUUCUGUGCAAAUUAAAGAUUUUAAACCUGCAAAA